AUGUCGUCUAGCAUGUCCGGACUUGUGCUCAUUCUGAUCGUUGCUGUUGCUCAUGCAGCUCUGUUCAUCGACGAUGAUAACAAGAUGGUGGCUAAGACGAACAACCAAUUUGGCCCAUAUGUCGCAGAAAUUGACAAACUGAAAAGGUCGUUCGGUCGCAACUGCAUGUUCACCAUCUCGGGUUGCUUCACUUCAUCGCAAGCAGAACGCUAUCGGAAAUACAUGGAAAACGUCAGAUUCAUCCCAAAGUAA
Molecule: messenger RNA, 252 nt
Organism: Caenorhabditis remanei
Lineage: Eukaryota; Metazoa; Nematoda; Chromadorea; Rhabditida; Rhabditidae
Exons: 2
Coding region: 1-252 (83 amino acids)
Source: RefSeq, a predicted model, not a curated record